Molecule: messenger RNA, 2836 nt
Organism: Pichia membranifaciens NRRL Y-2026
Lineage: Eukaryota; Fungi; Ascomycota; Pichiomycetes; Pichiales; Pichiaceae
Exons: 1
Coding region: 195-2732 (845 amino acids)
Biological process (GO): regulation of DNA-templated transcription; phosphorelay signal transduction system
Molecular function (GO): DNA-binding transcription factor activity; sequence-specific DNA binding
Source: RefSeq, a predicted model, not a curated record
CCAGCAGGCAAGGCUCCACACACGAGACACCGCACCGUGCUGCUUCUCCCUGCUUCGUGUUUGACCACCGGCAACGCCGUCGCCUGCCACACACACACACACACACACACGCGAGACGUAUAUAGGUAGAGCCUGUUCCGCACCAACGUUCCCCGCCAGCCUUCCAGACCCCAAUGCCACCAGUGUGAGACACCAUGGCACAGACAAACGCUAACUCUGAGAUGGACCUCUCCGGGAACCCCAUGGCCUCCAUGCUGAUGCCCACCCACCCAGGCGGCGGCGCCGCCGCCGCCACGCAGGACGACCAGGAGCUGGUCGACCUGCAGACGCAGCAGGCCGCCGCCCCGACGGACGCAGGCGGGUCGCUGUCGUCGGCAGUGACCGCUGCCGUGCAGCAGGGCCAGAGCACCGACUUCGUGAAGAAGCUCUUCCAGAUGUUGGAGGAGAACCGGUUCAGCAGCAUCGUGCGCUGGACAGACUCGGGCGACUCGUUCAUGAUCAGCGACACCAACGAGUUCACCAAGGAGGUGCUCCCCUGCUACUUCAAGCACAGCAACUUCUCCAGCUUUGUCAGGCAGUUGAACAAGUACGACUUCCACAAGGUGAAGCUGUCGCAGGAAAUCAGACAGCGAUAUCAGUUGGAAAACGUGUGGGAGUUCAAGCACCCGGACUUCAACCGCUUCGACAAGAGCUCCUUGGAAAACAUCAAGCGCAAGGUCCCGGCGAAGAAGGAGCAGACUGACACCGUCGCUGCCGCCAACUGCGUCCCCAUCACGUCCUACCGCAAGCUGGAGGACCGCGUCAGCUUUCUCGAGAAGGAAAACGUCUCCUUGAACUCCAGCAUCAACAACAUGAGCGUCUCCUUGAACAAGCUGAACCAGAAGUACAACACCCUGGUAUCCAACCUCCUCACCUCCAAGGACAUUGACAUGUCCUUCUCCAGAUCCAUCCAGAUCUUGUCCAAGGGCUUGGUGCAGCUCGGGGUCCAGCUUCCGGCCAUAGAGCUCCCGCACUUGGACUACCUAGCCGACACCUCCGACACACUCUCCUCUCUCAAUACCCACAACAGCAGCUCGGCCGCCAACCCGCACCCGGCCGCCCAUCCGCCCGUCAACGGCCAAAUAGCAACAAACACUGGCCCCCAUCUGAACAACAUGGGCAAUUUCAACAACCACAGUGCUUCCGCCAUUAAUAAUGCCCCACCACCUACUCAAAACAACCAGCUGAGCGAUUCGCAUACUGGAUCAAACAGAAGAAGCAGCCAAAACAGCCUCGCAGGAGGGAAAAUGAUGGACGUGGAAAUCAAGCAAGAGGAGGAGGUCGCCGAGCCUGAACUGAAACCCACUCCAACCAAUUCAGCGUUGAACCCGCAGGCCAGACUACUGAACAGGCCGCAAGGCUCGGCAUUGCAUGUCUUGCUUGUCGAGGAUGAUGACGUCUGCAUCCAGCUAUGUAGGAAGUUCCUCAUGAAAUACGGAUGCACAGUAGUGGUGGUCACGGAUGGAUUGAGUGCCAUCUCUGCUGUCGAACAGGUGAAGUUUGAUCUAGUCCUAAUGGACAUUGUCAUGCCCAAUUUGGAUGGUGCCUCGGCCACUUCUGUCAUCAGGUCUUUCGAUAAAGAUACCCCGAUCAUUGCAAUGACCGGUAACUACCAGAGAAAUGAUCUCGUCACGUACUUGAAUCAUGGCAUGACCGACAUCCUAGCAAAGCCUUUUACCAAGGACGACCUUUACAUGAUUCUAGAGAAGCACAAGAUGGACCGGAAGUUGAACUUCACCAACAAAAGUCCCGAUGAUGAUAUUUCCAGCCGCCAAGCGCAAUUGACACAGCCGCAGCCUCCCAUUCACCAGCAUCCGAGUAUGCCCUCACUGACAUCCCAAGCACCGACACCACAUGUCCAGCUAUCAGCACAGCAAUCGUCCACCCAACUGCCUCAAACUACGGUUGAUGGUCAAACCCUGGUGCUAGCUUCCCAAACCAACAGCGGUCAGAGCAACCCAGAAUCGUCAAAUACACCCUCCGGUGGCAUGACAAGAAAUCCUGCUUUAAAGUCUGUACAACCUUUUGACAAUGAUACAGUCAACAGUAGCAGCAACAACAACAGCAACAACAAUAAUACCACUCCUGCUAAUACGGCAAAUACCAACAACAUUGCUAACAUCGAAAACAAUGGAAAUGUCAGCAACACCAAUCAGAAUUAUAAUUCCGACGCCACCAAUAACAGCAUCAGCAACGGCAACCCAAGCAGCAACAACAGUGAAGGUGGAAACAAGCUGGUUCCACUGGGGGAUCAACUCGUGUCAUCCAACUUGCCGCCCCUCAACGAAAGGAGAAUUACACAGGCUCGGCUUGUAAAGAAGUACGGUAACAGUCUUCUUAACUCCGCAUCUUCCAUGUCCGCUGGUCAAAUGGUUCAGGAGAUGGAGCUAAAUGUCGCCAACAUCCCCAAUGUCCAUGACGACUUGCUAACGCCAACGUUGCUGGAGUCUCCUGGUCUAACUCCAGAUGCAGGAAUGCCUGGCGACGUCGGGGAUUCCCUUUCGGCAGCAGCCGCUGUGGAGGCUGUCACGGGAGUCACUCCUGCCGGUCACCAGGCUGGAAUGAGUCUGGGAAACCAACCGCCUAACGUCACUGCUUCUGCUUCAGAUGCACUGAAUGCCGCGGAGAUGGACAUAUCCGGGGUGAACGAUGCGGAAUUCGGCGAUAUGUUCAAAAGAAGAAGAGUUAUGUAAGAUUACAGAAAAGGACGGUUAUUGUGGAAUAAUUAGCGUGCGUAUUCGUCUGUGUACCUAUGUGUAUAAAUAUGUAUGAUGAUUCGUCAAUGUAUAAAUGUUAA